Molecule: messenger RNA, 1008 nt
Organism: Trichoderma citrinoviride
Lineage: Eukaryota; Fungi; Ascomycota; Sordariomycetes; Hypocreales; Hypocreaceae
Exons: 1
Coding region: 1-1008 (335 amino acids)
Biological process (GO): mRNA processing
Cellular component (GO): THO complex part of transcription export complex
Source: RefSeq, a predicted model, not a curated record
AUGGCAUCCUGGGAGCUGCUCGACGAAAAGGGCGAAUCCGAGCUUCACAAGAGCCGGCUGCUCAACGUGGAGGAAAAGCCCUUCAAACGCAUCACCAAGCGGCUGUCGUCCAUCUCCGCGAUUGUCUCCAGCGCCAUCCAAUCCGACCCCGCCGCGCAAAACGGCCAGACCACAAGCAGCGCCCAGCUGCAAGAAGACCUCACAUUCGACUUCGCCGCCUUUGACAGCAGCAUCGCCCGCUUCCAGUUCCUCCACGACGCAAACGUACGAGAGCGACAACGCUACGAGGCGGACAAACAACGCAUCCUCGCAGAAUGCCAGGCCGCGCGCGAGAACAACGCUCGGCUGCGAGAGCAGCUGGAAGAUGCCAAGGCGACUCUGGCGCGGCGCAAGAAGUUUGACGAGCUGGCGGAGAAGAUCCUCUCGAAUCGGCUGCUGCGGCCGCGCGAAGACCAGUUUGCUGCUCUGGAGAAGCUGGAGGAGGAGUGCAAGGAGCUGGAGCGCGAAAGCGAAACAUACAGCGGAACGUGGAAGGAGCGGAGAGACCAGUUCAACAGGAUCAUGGAGGAGGGCAUGUUGCUGAGGCGGCAGAUCAGAGACGAGAAGGAAGAGGUAGACAGGAGAGAAGGAAUGAACGAGGGCGGAGAGGACGAAGCAGAGGAACAGCGCGGCGGCGAGCCCAGCGCAACCGGGACACCGCGCCCAGACGGCGACGGUACAUCGAACGAGACGCCCCAGCCGACAAUAUCUGUGGAUGCGCCGACGCCGUCGGUGAGCUCGCCGCGACCAGAUCGGCUGCAGCAGCUAUCUGCUGAAGGAACAGGUUCCAGAGCAGCCAGUAGGGCUUCGACGAGGGAGCCGUCGCGGACGCGACUGCGGGAAGGGUCGGGGAGUGAGACGGGCGAGGAUGUUGAUAUGGAGGAUACGCGACAUGAAGAGGGUGAAGAGGAGGAUGGGGAAGAUAAGUCGGGGGCGGGGAAUGGUGAGAAGAUGGAGGUUGAUAAUUAG